CGUUUCAUCCCGCUCACAUUCCCAUUCUUACUUUACUCAUCCACACUACUACUGUCUUUUUCGAUCUUCAUCUCGAGCUCCAAUGGAGGUCUUGGAGCUUGGAAGAUAGAUUCAGGUUUUACUCUGAUGCAUUUGGGUGAUUUAAUCUUCUUUGAGACCUCCAAAUAUGAGAAAAGAAGAAAAUCACAUCAGGGUUAAUAUUGGAGAAUUCCCUGGUAGAAUUACGCGUGCUCGGGCUGCUGCAUUUAGUGCAUCAGCACAGCUGCCUCCAAGAGUACCUGCGCAACAACAAGAGAAGCGGGUUGCACAAGCUAAUCGGAAAAGAGCUGCUUCAGAAGAAAAGAGCUGCCAUUCUAUUGAUAAAUCAUUACGACCAUAUAAAUGGAGGGCCGUGCUUCAGGAUGUCAGCAAUGUAUGCUGUGAACCUUCAUACUCGAAAUGUUUUGAUACAGCUAAAGUUCAGGCCAAUUGUAGUAAGCCGACUAUCAGAAACCGUUUCAAGAAGUCCAAAGGAGCUUCAUCAGUUUGUGUGGCUAACUCCAAAGUUCCUCUUGACCGUACAACCGAAGGAGCCUCAUCAGUUGAUGCGGUUUACUCCAAGGUCCCUCUUGACCUUGGAACAGAAAAUGUACAAGAAAAUGUCAAAUCAAAAGCUAAGUUGAAAGUUGAACAUUCAAGUAAUUCUGAAGACCAUGGGACACAUCAUCAGGUAGGCGGUGGUAUAAAGGAAGAGGUCACAAGUUAUCUUCGGGAUGAUAAUUCGAGAUCUCUAAGUCCUUUAGAGUCUCAGAAUUUUCAAAAUAAAGAGAAAGUGUUGCCUCUGGGGACAAGAAGCAACCUGGACUUUACGGACAUCGAUCGUAAUGACAAAGAUGCUCAACUGUGCACUGUCUAUGCCCGUGAGAUCUACAACAAUUUACGUGUUGCUGAGCUAACCAGAAGGCCACGUCCAGAUUUCAUGGAAACAGUGCAAACAGAUAUUACCCAAAGCAUGCGGGGUAUAUUGGUUGAUUGGCUUGUAGAGGUAUCGGAGGAAUACAAGUUAGUACCAGACACUCUCUACCUAACAGUAUUUUUCGUCGAUUGGUUUCUCUCCCAAAAUUACAUCGAGAGACAAAAGCUUCAACUGUUGGGUAUCACUUGCAUGUUAAUUGCUUCGAAGUACGAAGAAAUUUGUUCCCCACGCGUUGAAGACUUUUGUUUCAUCACUGACAGCACCUACACAAAAGAGGAGGUUUUGAAUAUGGAAGGUCAGAUAUUGAAGCAUAUGGGCUUUCAGCUUUCUACACCAACUGUAAAAUCUUUCCUCAGGAGAUACGUUCGUGCUGCACAAACGACUUUCAAGACCCCUAGUCUUGAACUUGAGUGCCUUGCCAACUAUCUAGCCGAAUUAACACUGGUCGACUACAGUUUCUUGAAUUUUCUUCCCUCGGUCAUAGCUGCAUCAGCUGUAUUUCUUUCCAAAUGGUCGUUGGAUCAGUCGAGUCACCCAUGGAAUUCAACCCUGGAAUACUAUACCUCAUAUAAAGCAUCAGACCUGAAACCAACUGUUCUUGCUUUACAAGAUUUACAGUUGAACACCAAUGGUUGUCCUCUCAGUUCGAUUCGCGUCAAGUAUCGACAAGAAAAGUUCAAAGCCGUCGCAACUUUGUCAUCUCCAAAAUUACUUGAUACGCUAUUCUGAACCGUGUGUUAGACGAAGGCCAACCAUCCACAAUUUGCCAACAGUUACAUAUAUACUUGAUAUAGAAGUUAGAGAUUCUCCCAGGAGUAGAUACUUUUUUUGCCAUUAACUCUACAUGUUUAAGCCGAUGUCUAAUGUUAAUCCUUACCCUUUCCCUAUUAACAUUCUUUCUCUUCACAUUUUUUUGAAGCUUCUGUUUAUAGUUCUGUGACUUUGGUCAUGUUCCUCCCCGAUUGAUGUCGUGGCAGGCGGAGAUUGGCACUUGAAUGUACAUUGAGAGAAGGAAGCUUUGUCUAUAAGACCAUGUAGAAUUGCCUUGCCACCCAAGAUUUCUUUUAUGUAUUUACUGCUAAUCUUGUACUUUGAUUCACUUUGCCAAAGUUUGGUACGUCUGUUUUGAGACAGGAAAAUUCUUAAUGAAUUGUUUCACCAGGCU
Cucurbita maxima (winter squash) is the source of this 2120-nucleotide messenger RNA. Its product is annotated as cyclin-A2-4-like. The record is from RefSeq and is a predicted model, not a curated record. The transcript has 12 exons. Gene Ontology annotation, biological process: regulation of cyclin-dependent protein serine/threonine kinase activity; mitotic cell cycle phase transition. Gene Ontology annotation, molecular function: cyclin-dependent protein serine/threonine kinase regulator activity. NCBI's taxonomy places the organism in Eukaryota, Viridiplantae, Streptophyta, Magnoliopsida, Cucurbitales, Cucurbitaceae. Bases 167 to 1684 code for a protein of 505 amino acids. Gene Ontology annotation, cellular component: cytoplasm; cyclin-dependent protein kinase holoenzyme complex; nucleus.